Messenger RNA from Eurypyga helias (sunbittern), 1042 nucleotides. RefSeq names its product FGFR1 oncogene partner (gene CEP43). The transcript is spliced from 6 exons. The record is from RefSeq and is a predicted model, not a curated record. The annotation marks the transcript as partial. NCBI's taxonomy places the organism in Eukaryota, Metazoa, Chordata, Aves, Eurypygiformes, Eurypygidae.
GCUGCUGAAACCACUCAAAGUGAUAAGAGUGUCUCAUCAGGGGAAGCAAGCAAGGGAAGCAUUCAUUUUCCGCCUAAUGAAACAAAACUAGAUUCUCAACUAGAAAACAAAGACCUAAAUACCAAAGAAAAAAGCCAUCCUGGUAUGGAUGAAGAUGAUGUAGAAGGAGAUUCUUUUUUUGAUGAUCCUAUACCUAAACCAGAAAGAACUUAUGGCUGGAAAACUGAAGCUAAUAAAGCAGGAGGCCUAGCAUCCCUUUCUGAUGCACCACAUAUAAAAAGUGGGUUAAGCUCCCUGACUGGUGCACCUUCACUAAAGGAGCCUGAUAGUUUGAAUAGAAACUCUGUGUUGAAAGACUUGCGGUUGGUGAAUGCAAAACUGGGAUCACUAGAGUUAGGAAAUGGAGAUGACGAUGAGUAUGCUGAUGACUUCAACAGUACUAGUCAUCGCUCAGAAAAAAGUGAUAUCAGUAUUGGUGAAGAAAUAGAUGACAUUUCUGUGGAAACAGAAGACUCAAAUGCCAGUGAUAAACUUGAAGGCGUCACGCAAGACCUUACCAUUUCUCAGUUAAGUGAUGUUGCAGAUUAUUUAGAAGACGUGGCAUAGAAUUGGACAGCUAAAAUGUUUUGCUCUGCUGAACUAGAAGACUGCUGUGGACUGUUAAUUUCAGACAAUCACUUUUUGCUGGAAUGUCCACUCCCUAUUUGUGCCUUGUGUUUCAAAAAGACUGUAGGAGGAGAAGGCUUUUAAAUAUUCUUGAGAAGAACUAAAUGAAAUGGUGCGUUCCCACUUGAGUCUGAUAGCGGAAUUAUUUUCUUCAUUUGGUUCAGCCAAACCUUUUACAUCAGAAGGUGGAUUUUCCAAGCAGAAUGUCCAUUGCUGGCAGUGGGCAUAAUAAAAACCAGUUGGUAAGAGAACAUCUACAGAGAGGUAUGUGGCUUUAUGAUGAACUUGCACUGUUACUGUAACAGUCUGAGUUUUUUAAAGAUAACCAAAGCAAGAACCUUCAGAGAUAGUGGUUCAACUCACACUUCUUUUAACA